Messenger RNA from Sabethes cyaneus, 2587 nucleotides. RefSeq names its product sodium-dependent nutrient amino acid transporter 1. The record is from RefSeq and is a predicted model, not a curated record. Bases 440 to 2347 code for a protein of 635 amino acids. Gene Ontology annotation, molecular function: L-amino acid transmembrane transporter activity. NCBI's taxonomy places the organism in Eukaryota, Metazoa, Arthropoda, Insecta, Diptera, Culicidae. The transcript has 9 exons. Gene Ontology annotation, biological process: sodium ion transmembrane transport. Gene Ontology annotation, cellular component: membrane.
ACGGCGAAGGUGAACGCGCGCGGAUCAACGUGCUUGUCGAGAAACCGAUUGUGUGCAGUCUGAUUGUUUGAUGAUUUUCCGUUUGAACUUGAAGUUAUCGGGCUGGUGCACGUGUGAAUGGAUUUUUCUUCUCGUUUAAAACAAAUCGAACACCAGGUGCAUUAAAAUAAAGGGUACUAAUUGGACCCAAACGUGAAGUGGUGGCUUUGGUUGCGAUAGAAAUUGAGAGUGAAUAUUGCCACUGGGGCGUGUGAAAAAAGGUCCUAGCAAAAGUGUAAUUUGGAAGGUGUAAAUCUUUGAUGAAACGUUGAAACCUAUGUUUUCAGCAGCUAUAUAAACAGAAAUAUAUUAACAGUGGGAUAUAAUCGCUUGAUGCGAUUCAUUCGUUUGAAACCGAUUUGGUGAGAGGAACUAAGGAUUGGUUCCGGCACAGAUCACAAUGCAAGGACACGAUAAUAACGGGUUCGUUAAUGACAGCCCUUCUAUACCGGGUCAGUUCCGAUGGAGUACAAAAAUUGGAAAUGUCGGCAGCCCAGAAAAUGGUCUUCGAGGAAAAGAACAAAGCAACGGCAGAGAUGACGGUUCGUUAGCAACCCAAGUAGUGGGCACCAGUUCAACAGCCUCUUUGGACAAUAGCACCGGUCGGGAUCAGUGGGGCAAAGGCAUUGAGUUCUUGAUGUCGUGCAUAGCCAUGUCCGUUGGGUUGGGUAAUGUUUGGCGGUUUCCGUUUAUUGCGCUGGAAAACGGAGGCGGUGCUUUUGUUAUCCCCUACAUCAUAGUGUUGCUGCUGGUUGGCAAGCCUGUCUACUACAUGGAAAUGAUCAUCGGUCAAUUUUCCAGCCGGGGAAGCGUCAAAAUCUACGACUGCGCUCCGAUUAUGAGAGGCGUCGGCUACGGGCAGAUUAUCUCGAUAGCGAUCGUCUCCACGUACUAUUCGUCUCUGAUGGCAACCACGCUGAAGUACCUUUUCGAUUCGUUUCAAAGCAUUCUUCCGUGGGCCGUCUGUGAUGAAAGUUGGGAGAGCUUCUGUAUUCCCUCUGGAAAUGCCGCUAGCCGACCGUCAGCCAACUCAAUGGCGACGAAUGUGUCGAUGAGUUCCCCCCUCGUGGAGAUGAGUUCUUCGGCUGAAUUGUACUAUAAACGUGUCGUCCUCAAAGAGAUCAGCAGCAUUGACAACGGCAUUGGACUACCAGACUGGCAACUAACGCUGUUUCUGUGCCUAUCUUGGUCAAUAGUUUUGCUUACUCUCAUCAAAGGUGUAAAAUCUGCCGGGAAGGCAUCGUACUUUCUUGCUCUCUUUCCGUAUGUGGUAAUGGCUAUACUGCUGGUGCGAGCUUGUACCCUGCCGGGGGCAGUCAAUGGUAUAGUUUAUUUCCUGAAACCUCAAUGGGACAAGAUACUGGAGCCUAAAGUUUGGUAUGCCGCCGUGACGCAGUGUUUCUUCUCGCUGUCAAUCUGUUUUGGCAAUAUCAUCAUGUAUUCUUCGUACAACAAGUUCCGCCACAAUGUGAGCCGAGAUGCUACAAUUGUUACUUCCAUCGAUACGUUGACGUCGCUAUUGGCCGGGUGUACCAUCUUCGGCAUUCUGGGACAUCUGGCACAUGUUGUUGGUACUGACGAAGUGGGAACGGUUGUGAAGCCUGGUGCCGGACUGGCAUUCAUUUCCUACCCGGAGGCUAUAGCGAAGUUUGAUGUAGUUCCACAGGUUUUCUCAGUCAUGUUCUUUCUGAUGCUGUUCGUGCUCGGUAUUGGAAGUAACGUGGCAAUGACUUCCUGUGUUAUGACCGUUAUCCGAGAUCAAUUUCCCAAAGUGAAAAACUGGCAUGCGGCGAGUGUGAUCGCAAUCUGCGGAGUUGCUCUCGGAAGCGUCUAUGUUACACCGGGCGGUCAGUACAUCCUUACACUUGUAGAUCAUUUUGGAGCUUCUUUCAUAGCGCUAGUGCUGGCGAUCGCUGAACUUUUCGCAAUCGGUUGGAUCUACGGGGUCGAUCGCUUCUGCAAGGAUGUUGAAUUUAUGCUGGGAACGCGACCCAACAUCUACUGGCGGUUGUGUUGGCGAUGGAUAACCCCGGCGCUGAUGACUGCCAUCCUAAUAUACAACUUGGCGACGCUAGAACCUCUCACCUAUCAGGGUUACAUUUACCCAUCGAUUGCCUACGAUCUUGGUUGGUGCAUCGCGGCAUUAGGUCUGCUUCAACUUCCGAUUUGGGCAAUCUAUUCGAUAGUUAAACAGGACGGCAAAACAUUAACGGAAAAAAUCAUGAAAACCUUCCGACCACUUCAAAACUGGGGACCAAUCGAACCGGCCCUGAAUCUAGAGUACAAAAAAUUUGUCAACGAAGACUGAUGAUGAAAACGCAAAUGAAGCCAGUGCAAUAUACAAUUGAGAAGGUACUAAACAUUCGGGGCCUGUACAACUAGAGAUUCUGCCGAGCAGGACUGUGUCCAAGUGUCCAAGUGCUAAAAGUAUUAAAAUCAGUGACGAUGUGAUUUCAUUAUAUGAGCUAGGUUUAACUUAUGCGUUUGAUUUUAUUAAUUAAAAACAUUUGUAAAUAAAAAGUUCUUAAUCUAUACCUGACAGAUGAAA